AUGCCCGUCGGCGGAGACUUGACACUAGACGACAUUCACGACCGAGAAGUUCGAGGCAAGGUGCAGCGACUCCAUGGGUUGUUCCCUUCGGUGAGGAUUAUGGACCUGAAAAGCCAACUCAUGCUUAAUCGUGGUAACUUUGAGCGAACCUUUGAUUGGUUUAGCGACUUAACUAAGAGUGAUGAGAGUGAAAGCGACGAUCAACCGGUGAUUCUGGAUCGGUCGCAAGUGAAGGCGCCUAGGACCACCGCGAAGAGGCAGUUGACGAAUAAGAAGACUAUUCAGGAGAAAUGGGCAUCAACUCAACGUCCUGCGGAAGCAGAUUCGGACGCGAAGAAGCCUCGACGGAGACUCGUGCAAGGCGUUCGGCAACGAUCCCAGUCCGCUGAUGCAGACAGCACUCCUAAAGAGGUGGUUGAGAUCGACUCUGAUGAUGACGAUGUCGUUGAAAAGUCUGAAUACGAUGACUUCAAGACCGCAAAAACCGUUGCUCAACUGAAUGCCUAUCUCCUCAAGUACAUAAACAAGUGCAGCAAGGACGAUCUCCGUGAUGUCUCCAACCAGAACGAUGAAGUCAUUGACGAGGUUCUUUCUCGCCGACCAUUCAAAUCCAUCACCGCCGUUCGCGGCAUUGUCAUCGAGUCCGUUACAACCGGAAAGAACGGACGUCAACGGACAACCAAGAAACAGAUUGGCGAUCGGUUGGUCGAGUCGUGCUUGGAGAUCUUGGAAUCGUACCAAGCCGUGGACAAGCUCGCGGCGGAGUGCCAAAAGCUAGGAAACCCGAUGCAGGAGCAAAUGAUACGCUGGGGGUUCGAUGCUGCGGGUGCGAAGCAGCUGGGAGAGAUGUCUUUCAUCGGGAGCAACUCGCCGCGUGAUUCAGGUGUUGGCACGCCCUCGCCCGAUGUGUCCCAGGACGAUGAGAUUGUUCCGCAAAAGAGGAGGGGCGUAAGGGAGCGGCAUGGCUGGAUCACCCAGCCUUCGAUCAUGUCUCGGGAUGUGAAGCUGAAGGACUACCAGGUCGUCGGCUUGAACUGGUUGAACUUGUUGUGGCGGGAGAACCUCUCUGGAAUCCUGGCCGAUGAGAUGGGUCUGGGAAAGACGUGCCAGGUCAUCGCCUUCUUGACCCACCUUCGCCAGAUUCAAACCCGAGGAGUAAGUAUAGUCGUUGUUCCUGGCUCCACGCUUGAGAAUUGGCUCCGCGAGUUCCGGAACUUCUCUCCUCAACUCCGUGUCGAGCCAUACUACGGGGGCCAAUACGAGCGUCCCGAGCUGCGUGAAAACAUCCGACACAAUAUCAAGUCGAUCGACGUCAUCAUCACGACCUACGAUAUUGCUUGGAAAGUCCCCGACAAUUCCUUCCUCCGCAAGCUGGAGAUCAACGUCGCCGUGUUCGAUGAAGGCCAUUAUCUGAAGAACCAGCGCACACAACGCCACACAUCGCUCAUGCGAAUCGCGGUCGAAGCCGAGUGUCGGCUUUUGCUGACGGGCACCCCGCUCCAGAAUAACCUGGCGGAACUCGCUUCGAUCCUUUCCUUUAUGAUGCCGGAGGUAUUCUCCCGGCACAAGGACGCGCUGGAUUCGAUUUUCAAAUACAAAGCAAAGACGAACGACACAGACCACAAGGGAUUGUUGUCCACCCAGCGCAUCAUCCGCGCGCGCUCCAUGAUGGCUCCGUUCAUCCUUCGACGCAAGAAGCAGCAGGUUCUCAAAGAUAUGCCGAAGAAGACGGGCCGGGUGGUUUACUGUGACCUUUCGGACCGCCAGCGUGUAAUCUAUGACGAGAUCCUCGAGAAGGAACGACAAGCCAUCCUUGCGCGACAACGCGGUGAGAAAGCUGACAACAUCGCCUUGAUGUCGGAAUUACGGAAGGCGUCGAUCCAUCCGCUCCUCUUCCGUCGGAUUUAUGACGACCGCACGAUUCACCGUAUGUCCCGUGACGCCGUGAAAGAAGAGCCGUUCCGCGACUCCAGGGUCGACUACGUCUACGAGGACAUGGAGAUCUACAGCGACUUCAACCUGAACCAUCUGUGCGAGCAACAUCCGACGCACCUCGGGAAAUACAUGCUGCAAAACGACGAAUGGCUAGACUCCGGCAAGGUCGCAGUGCUCUGCGACCUCCUCCGCACCUUCGACGCCAACGGCGACCGCACCCUGCUAUUCUCCCAGUACACGAUGAUGAUGGACAUCCUCGAGCGGGUGCUCGACCACCUCGACCUGCCAUACUGCCGAAUCGACGGCGGCACCGCCAUCUCGGAUCGCCAGUCGCUGAUCGACGAGUUCACCGCCGACACGUCCCUCAAAGUAUUCAUGCUCUCCACGAAAGCCGGUGGUACGGGGAUCAACCUCGCGGCGGCGAACAAGGUCAUCAUCUUCGACAUGUCGUUCAAUCCACAAGAAGAUGUGCAGGCGGAGAACCGGGCGCACCGGGUGGGGCAGACGCGGGAGGUGGAGGUGAUUCGGCUGGUGAGCCGGGGCACGAUCGAGGAGAAGAUCUUGGGGUUGGGGAGUAGUAAGUUGGCGUUGGAUGAUCGGGUGGCGGGAUUGGAGGGGGAUGGGGAGAAGGAUCGGGGCGGGGAGGAGGUGGAGAAGAAGGGGGCGGAGAUGGUGGAGGGGUUGUUAGCGGAGGAGUUGGGGUUAGGGAGGGAGGGGGGUUUGAAGGAGGGAUUGUUGGAUGGGUUGAAGAAGGCGGGGUUGGAUAUGUCGGCGGCUUGA
Molecule: messenger RNA, 2715 nt
Organism: Eremomyces bilateralis CBS 781.70
Lineage: Eukaryota; Fungi; Ascomycota; Dothideomycetes; Eremomycetales; Eremomycetaceae
Exons: 1
Coding region: 1-2715 (904 amino acids)
Cellular component (GO): nucleus
Molecular function (GO): chromatin binding; ATP-dependent chromatin remodeler activity; DNA binding
Source: RefSeq, a predicted model, not a curated record